This is a messenger RNA of Naumovozyma dairenensis CBS 421, 1176 nucleotides long. RefSeq names its product glycerol-3-phosphate dehydrogenase family protein. Gene Ontology annotation, molecular function: protein homodimerization activity; NAD binding; glycerol-3-phosphate dehydrogenase [NAD(P)+] activity. The coding region runs from base 1 to 1176 and encodes 391 amino acids. The transcript has a single exon. The record is from RefSeq and is a predicted model, not a curated record. Gene Ontology annotation, cellular component: nucleus; cytosol; glycerol-3-phosphate dehydrogenase (FAD) complex. Gene Ontology annotation, biological process: glycerol-3-phosphate catabolic process; carbohydrate metabolic process. Lineage: Eukaryota; Fungi; Ascomycota; Saccharomycetes; Saccharomycetales; Saccharomycetaceae.
AUGGCUGCUACCGAUAGAUUAAAUUUAACAUCUGACAUUUUAAGUUCUUCAAUGAAAAGGUCAGAAUCCAGUGCUUCUUUAACAUCAUUAGAUCAUCCUUACAAAGUUACUGUCAUUGGAUCAGGUAAUUGGGGGACAACAAUAGCUAAAGUAGUUGCUGAAAAUACUGCCCAAAACCCAACGUUAUUCGCUCCAGAAGUUAAUAUGUGGGUUUUCGAAGAAAAAAUUGAAGGUAAAAACUUAACUGAAAUUAUAAAUACAAAACAUCAAAAUGUUAAGUAUCUUCCUGGUAUUACUUUGCCUGAUAAUUUAAUUGCCAAUCCAGAUUUAUUAAGCGCAUGUGAAGGCGCUGAUAUUUUGGUCUUUAAUAUUCCCCAUCAAUUUUUAAGGAGGAUCGUCAGUACUUUGAAAGGUCACGUAGAUAAGAAAGUCAGAGCAAUUUCUUGUUUGAAAGGGUUUGAAGUAGACGCUAACGGCGUCCAAUUAUUAUCCUCUUACAUUACAGAUGAAUUAAAUAUUGCUUGUGGAGCUUUAUCUGGUGCUAACUUAGCGCCAGAAGUUGCAAAGGAAAAUUGGUCUGAGACGACUGUCGCCUAUCACAUUCCUGAAGAUUAUAGAGGUGAUGGCAAAGAUGUGGAUCACAGAGUGUUAAAAGCCCUGUUCCAUAGACCUUAUUUCCAUGUUUCUGUGAUCGAAGAUGUCGCCGGUAUUUCAAUUGCUGGUGCUCUGAAGAACGUCGUUGCGCUUGGCUGUGGGUUUGUUGAAGGUUUAGGUUGGGGUAACAAUGCUUCAGCUGCUAUUCAAAGGGUUGGUUUAGGUGAAAUUAUUAAGUUCGGACAAAUGUUCUUUCCUGAAUCAAGAGUGGAAACAUAUUAUCAAGAAUCUGCAGGUGUUGCAGAUCUGAUCACCACUUGCUCUGGGGGUAGAAAUGUUAAAGUGGGUAAACACAUGGCGAAGACUGGCAAAGAUGCAUUUGAAGCAGAAGCUGAAUUAUUAAAUGGCCAAUCUGCGCAAGGUAUCAUCACCUGUAAAGAAGUACACGAAUGGCUAGAAAGUUGUGAUUUAGUUAGUGAAUUUCCUCUAUUUGAUGCUGUGUAUCAAAUUGUCUACAAUAACGUUCCAAUGGAGAACAUACCUGAUAUGAUUGAUGAUCUGGAUGCAUUUGGUCAUCAUUAA